Notolabrus celidotus (New Zealand spotty) is the source of this 1792-nucleotide messenger RNA. It is a transcript of the gene tmem221, whose product is annotated as transmembrane protein 221. The coding region runs from base 364 to 1293 and encodes 309 amino acids. The record is from RefSeq and is a predicted model, not a curated record. NCBI's taxonomy places the organism in Eukaryota, Metazoa, Chordata, Actinopteri, Labriformes, Labridae. The transcript is spliced from 3 exons.
UUUGUGUUUAGUCAGGGAGCUGUGCCUCUCCCAGGAGCACGUCAACGCAUUGUUUCCGAUGAUCCAAGAGAAAAAGUCCAUUGUUGUUACGAAGUUUUUAAUCUGGGGAUUUAAAGCACAUCACAUGCUCGGACCGGGCAGCGGGGCGCUCCACAACAACAGAAAACUGGCUGCUGCAAGAAAUCCAUGCUGGAGAGAAAACUAUUCAUCCCGAACGGACCGAGCAAUCCUGAAACACACCGCGCAAUGCUGCUGCGCUUUUUAGGAGAGAGGAUCAGACUCGGGGAAGAAGAGUUUUAAUACUGCGAGCAGUGCAAGGAAACUUUUUGUCUCUCUCUGGACGGUCGGACAUUUGGGAUAAACAUGACGCUCAAGUACAGCCAGCGGUCUCUAAUAGUUCUGUCUUUACUGGGGAUUCUAUCCGCCAUCAUGUCUGUUUUGUCCGUCAUUUUAAUUUUCCAGCUGCAGUCUCAACAGGUGGCAAUAAAGGAGUCUCCCCCGUCCACCUCCGCGGUCAUACCUCCCAAGGUCUGGGCAGUGUUGCUGCCUGUCUCCGCGGUGCUCUCUGCUCUGUCCCUCACACUUCAUUUAAGCUCUGUGGUGGUGUGUCUGCUCCACAGCUAUUUCUCAACAGAAGUCUGCAGAGGAGAGCACGACACUGAGAGAGCAGACUGGUUCCUUUUGGAUAGCAGGUCUAUUCGACACGUGGCUAUAGGACUGUUCUGCAUUGGGGUUUCUGUUUAUUUGGCAGCUAUGUCCAUCUUCGUGCUCCUGAUAUUUGAGCUGGAGACCGGAAUUGCAAGCGCUUGCGUACUCUCCUCUGGGAUUUUAAUCCUCCUGUUUGUUGUGACCCACUCUCUGGUUAAAGCUACUUGUGGUGCCAAGCAGCGUAAGACCGACCACCUCGGCACUCACUAUGAGAACGACCACGGAGGCGGCAGCAAACCUCUCCCCCGACCCUGUGAGCUCAAGAUCGGCGUGGACAAACCACGAAUACACCGGACUGAAUCUCAUGUACAACAUCCGAUGUCCUACCCUCAAUAUGGUAACCCGAGACACAGAGAGAAGCACCAGCAACCGCAGUACUCGCCUGAUAGAGGUUCCCAGGGCCGUACUAGUGAUAAAGACGGAUACAGCAGUGGUGGCAGUGGUCCCAGAAUGCACAGGACCCUGUCUACUGAAUCUGGUUUACUGCAAGCCCAGGCUAAACCCUGGAAUGGGGUCAACAAUGAGAUGAGGAGUAUUCUCGCUCGCAAGACUGGGAUUACAGCAAAAGACUCAACUCUUGUGUGAGAUAAAGGAAGCUGAGCAUGUGGUUAAAGACUUCGAGAAGAAGACCGUGAACAUAAAUGUUCUCUCAUGAACUUUCAUUUGUAUCCUUUCACUCAGCAUGUGGAUCAUGAUGGAUUCCAGGAGGACUGAGACGUAAACACAUACCAGAGUUUUGCCCACUGAUCUACUUUGAAGUAUACAACUUUAUUAGUUUCAUUCGAAGAUACUCAGCACAACUUUUAUAGAACUUUUUAGUGUUAUCUAUGGAUGAACUUGAUUUGAACUCCAUUAUGAACACCAAUGUUGCCCCAGUAUAAAUCCCACAAAUGUAUAGCUUUCAUUGUGAUAAUGUAAAUACUUUAUUCUGCUGUAUCUGGUAGCUUUUUGCCAAAUAUUUGUGCACCGUGUGCUGUUUUGUUUUAUUAUUUGUGUAUUUCAUAUCGACCUAAAAUAAUUUCUGAAAAUAAUAUAGAUUCAAAGUAGGCUGUCUUUAUGUCAUCUCAAUAAAACAUUAAAAUCC